Molecule: messenger RNA, 3498 nt
Organism: Drosophila montana
Lineage: Eukaryota; Metazoa; Arthropoda; Insecta; Diptera; Drosophilidae
Product: UPF0047 protein YjbQ-like
Exons: 5
Coding region: 805-1380 (191 amino acids)
Source: RefSeq, a predicted model, not a curated record
GUGCAAAACUAUUGGCACGAACAACUUGGCGCACACGCAUAACUAAAACAAGUUGAAGAAGCAGCAGCAGUAGCAGCAGAGAGAGAGCGCAUCCAAUUGGACUGUCAGACGGACGCGCACUUUCUGCUAAUGAAAUCACGUGGCUAAGAAAUAAAAAUAAGUUCAAGCAAAAUAAAUUCUGCAACCCAAAAGCUAAAACAAGUGCAACAAAAAGUGCUCAAAUUCCAAAAAAUAAAUAAUUAUAUUAAUCAAAAGCCUCCCGUGAGCGUGUGAGGUGUGUGCAGCGCCUAUGUGCCAGUGUGUGUAAGUGCUUGUGUGUGUGUGAGCGUGCUGCGUCUGUGUGUGUGCGUGUGAGUGUGUGUGUGUGACUGGGACUAGAGCCAAAGAGUCGUCACAACGUCGUCCGCAAAACCUUCGACAUCAGCCGCUGCUGCUGCCGCCGCCGCCGCUGUCGCCGCAAUCGCCUCCAAGGUUAAAACUCAACUCCAGACAUCCAGGCAAGGUUCGCCACCGCCGCCAGCAGCAGCAGGAGCAGCAGCAGCGGGAGCAGCAGCGGGAGCAACUGCAGCAACAGCAACACGCAGCGGCGUACGCAGCGGCCAUCGGCGUCGCAGUAGCAGCAGUAAUCCAAACGCCGGCAACACGAAAGCGACCAGCGGCAGCGGUGGAGCUGGCUGCGCCGGCGUCGCUGGUGGCGGUGGUGGUGGUGGUGGUGGCGGCGGGGGCGGAGCUGGCGCUACGGCAAACAUUAAGCAGAGCGUCAGUCGGAACAGCAACAUACGGAGCAGCUCCUCCAACAGCACCAUGGCAUCGGCGAAUCAUCGGGGCGGACAUCGCGGUAUCGCCGGCGCCGGCGCUGGCGCUGCCGAUGGCAAUCCGGCUGGUUUACAAUUCGGUUCCGCCUGGUUUCAGCGCAAAAUCAAUCUAAGGCCGCAGCAUCGUGGCGUCCAUUUGGUCACCGAGGAGAUACUUAGACAAAUGCCGGAACUGACGCAAUUCUCUGUGGGAUUAUGUCAUAUGCAAAUACUUCACACCUCGGCGAGUUUAGCGUUAAACGAGAGCUGGGAUCCAGACGUCAGAGACGAUAUGGAAAUGAUGUUGAAUAAAAUAGUUCCCGAAGGUUUGCCCUACAGGCAUUCGUGCGAAGGACCCGACGAUAUGCCCGCACACGUGAAGGCCUGCUUUUUGGGCAGCUCACUGACAAUCCCCAUUACCGAUGGCAAACUCUCGCUGGGCACCUGGCAGGGCGUUUGGCUGUGCGAGCAUCGCGAUCAGGCCGGCAGCCGGAAGUUGGUCAUCACGCUGACCGGCUGUCCGCGCGAACAGGCCGUACGCAGUCCGCUGUCACCCGUCUCGCCGAUUGCUAGCACCUCCAGUUAGGGGCGGCCUCGCUCCACCCGCGACAGCCGGUAAUCGCGGGGGAGCGACAAUAAUGGCAUCAUUUCGUCGAGGAAGUUGAUACUACAAAAGAAUUUAGCUAGAGCCACCGCACAGCAGCGAGCGGCGGUCGUAAUUGCCGCUGGUCGUGGUCUAAUUGGAGCAACUGCAUCCGUUGCGGCGCCGGCGCCACCAGGCGCUGUGUUGCCCAUCGAUACGAAAACGCAACGUUUGCUGUUGCGGCAGCGUUUGCAUUUGAAUUUAAAUUUAAAUGUUAACGAAACGCUGCAGGAUGGCGUUGAUAUUGAUGAUGUUGAUGAGGAUGUCUGCGACGACGACGACGACGAUGAUGAUGACGAUCAGGUGAAGGAUGACAGCGUCGCGGAUGUCGUUGAUGCUCAGGGCAGUGGGCAUCGCCGUGUUGGUGAUAAUAUACAAACCGUCACAACAGUGCCUCAAACCAAACAACAACUAAGACAUAAGAUCACCGCAACAACAACAACAGCAACCAGCUCAUCAACAGCAUCCAAUAGCGCAUUAGCUAAAUUCAAUCGCAUACUCGACUCUGCUAAACUGGAGCCACAUCGCGCCUCAUCCGCGUUCAGCAGCGCCACGCUGCAGCAACGCCUUGCGCUGGCCUAUCCAGAGCUGCAACAACAACAACAACAACAACAACAUCAGCAGCAGCAGGAGCACGAGUUGCGGCAAAUCGACAACCUCCCGCGUGGCAUUGCCGUCGUUAGCACUCCAUUAACAUUGCAAGCACUAGACACUAUAAAAACCAAGACGGCGGCAAUGUUCGAACAGCAACAACAACAGCACGACGCAGCUGAUCAAACGAAACGAAAUGAUGUGCAUUAUUUGUUGAAACAGUUAAAUAGUUUUAGUGAUAUAGAAGAAAUAGAAAUUGUUGAUAUGAAGCAAAGAAAGCAGCCGCAGCCGCAGUCGCAGCAACAACAACAACAGCAGCGACAACAACAGCAACCCUCACAACGCACAAGCAAAGCUGCCGCUGCCUGCUCCAGCUCGCUGGAGCUAAUGCCCAUGUCCCGCUCCAUGUUGCCUUUAGCCUUGGGCUCGCCAUCGACACAGUCGCACAAGGGCAACUUUAUGGAGCAUGCCGGGCUGGGGGGCGACAGCAACAGCUCGACACGGCUGCAAUUCGAUGAUUAUUUAUUCGAAUCGUGCCACUAUUUGGAGACAAACUAUUUUGCCGCUACCUAUCGCACUGCCAUGGUCGAGAGCAGCUCGCACGAGUUCCGGCCCUCGACCGCCACGCCGCCGGCGAGCGUGCGCUCCGACAGCUUCGAGCUGCACGAGCUGCAGCCGUCGAGCGUUAUAUGCAAGGCGGCGGCGCCAGCCAGGCUGGAUGCGGGCUCACCGCCGCCGUAUCAGGCCGAGGUCCGCAUGACCAGCAGCGGCGUCCAGACUGAGCUGACCGUUGAGUCGCUGGCGCAGCUUAGCAACGGCAGCAGCAGCAGCGGGGCCAGUUCAGGCGGCUCGCCGCAUUUGCCGCCGCUUUUCAUAUGCUGCUACACGCCCAUCGAUCGCUGGCGUGCCAGGCGUUUGGGCGCGGCAGCUGCCGCCAAGCGGUCCAAUCCCGAGAAGCACGGCCAUCCCGUCUGACAGUGGAUCCAAAAGUGAAAGCGAAUAUAAAAACUGGCUAAAAGGCAGCUGCGCUGUUUCAUUUGCGAUAUCAACAAGAGAUUCCAUUUCGAAGACAGUCAAUACACAAACUUCGCCCAAUAAUCAUUUUCCAAACAACAACAAUAAGCAGAAAACAUGUACAAUUUUUUAUACACACCCACACACACACAACCAUUCGCACAUUUUUGCAAUACACAACCAGAGAAAAGAGUAAGUACAUUUUGAUAGACUUAAAACUCAAUAGAAAACAAACCAUUUGGAUAUGUUGUAUAAAUAAUGAAAUGAAGAGCAAAUUUAACGCAUAGGUCAUAUUAAUUAAACGGCAAUUGAAUUGUUUCAAUCAAAUAAAAUACAAAAAAACAAAUUGUUAACAAAAAGCGCAAAACUAAACGCCGGCGAUUGUGCGAAACGGAGGAGACAGUGAGAGCUUGUAUAGUAAGUUGUUUAAUAAAUAAUAAAAUAACACAAAAUUAA